AUGAAAUAAUAAAUUAUACCAAAACCUAAAAUUACUACACAAUUACCAAUACUCCCAGAAAUAAAGCGAUAAUCUAAAGAUUCUUUGGGGACUCCACUGUAAGUUACUAAAGAUGAUUAUUUAGGAAAUUGAUGAAACCAGCUGUUUAGAAUCUUUUAUCUUAGUCUCGACUUUCAAGACAAUCAUGCAGCAUAGAAACUACAAUAUCAUAAGAAUCUUAAAGAAAGUAAUCAUAAACAAAAAAGGCAAAUAUGGAAUCAUUAGUGAAGAAUAAAACUUAUUUUAAUCAUCGUUCUUUAAUGAAUGAUUAUUUGAAAAGAUAGAAUAUAUCAAUAGCAACAAAAUUAUUUUGUUUUAAUUCAUAAGAUGAGUAUAUUCGUAGAUGUUUAUAAAGACAUGGUUGGUUGGAAACAUCUUGUAACUCAUAAAUUUUUGAUCUUAAAUGGGUUUAUACAGAAAAUCCUGAUGAUUUUAAAACAUUAUUAGAUGGAUAAUUUUAUAAUCAUUUUAGUAAUACUAAAGAACUCACAACAAAAUCAUGUUUAUUAGCAAAUUUCAAAAAUUAAUAUGAAUAUGGAUAUGAUACAAGUACUUUCUUUCCAAGAGCAUAUGAUUUAGGAAAUGCAAUAGAUAGAGAGGAUUUUCUUAAAGAGUAUGAAAGAACUGCAGUGACUAUAAUAUUAAAAAAGGCAAUAGCUACAUUAAAAAUGAAGAGGAAAACUGAAAUGAAGAAGAUGAAGGUGAAAAUAUUAGAGGAAUGGAAAAUAAAGAAUGAGAAUUAAAAAAUUAGAAGAAUAGAUAUAAAGAGAACUGUUAAGAGAAAAUACAAAAAUAUUUAUACAGGAUAAGAAUUGGAAGAUUCAAAAUAACCUUCAGAUAUAAAGUUUGAUUGUUCAAUAAUAUCAGAAGUAUUAUCUAGAUUAUCAGAUAUGAAAAGAUAAUUAAAAGAUGGAUUUUAUGAUGAUAAGAAUUUUGAAUUGAGUCAUCAAUAUAUCUCGAAAACUAGAUUAAAGUAUUUAAUAAAUAUAAUAAUAUAUAGUUUAAUAGCAUAUUCUCAAAUUCAGAAAUUUGAUAAAGGUUCAAAUCCAAGUUAGUUUAUGAUAAGAAAGUUAUAUAGAUAUCAUUUGUUUUUUAAAAAAUAUGAUUAAGCUUACAAAGUUGAUGGAAUAAACAAUAUAUGGAUAAUAAAGCCAGGAGGUUGUGCAAGAGGAUAAGGAAUUUAUUUAGAGAAAGAUAUUACAGAAGCAAUAAGUAGUGGUUUAUAAAUGCAAGCUAGAUUAGUAUAAAAAUAUAUAGAAAGACCAUUGUUAUAUAAAGGAUUUAAAUUUGAUUUAAGAUAAUGGGUUUUAGUAAGAAGUUUUUAACCACUAUAAGCAUAUGUUUUUAGUCAUUGUUAUAUGAGAAUGUGUAGUUAACCAUAUGAUGUUAAAGAUACAAAAAAUUUAUUAAAGCAUUUGACAAAUUUCUCAUUAAAUAAAUCAGAAUUUAAGAAGUAAGUGAGCAAUAAUAAUACAUUAGCUAAAAUGAUUCUAUUUACAGUAGUGAUUUUAUGUAGUAAUGGCUUCCAGUUGAUUGGUAAAAGAUAGUUCGACCUUAAUGUAAUGAUUUAAUGAUUAAGACACUUAAAAUAUUAUAAGAUUAAUUUGAAGGUGAAUCUAAAUAUUGUUUUGAAUUAUAUGGUUUUGAUAUUAUGUUAGAUCAAUAUUGUAAACCAUGGUUAUUAGAAGUUAAUCUAUCACCAGCAUGUGCUGAAAGAGCUGAUUGGUUGCAUGAAAUGUUAGAUUCUAUGGCUGAAAGUAUGUUUAAUAUUAUUUUUGGUGAUCAAUUUCAUAAACCUAAAUAAUAUUAUUACUAAUUACUAAUUGAUGAAGAAAAUAAUUACAAUAAUAAUAAUAAUCAACAAAAUGAUGCAUAAUUUGAAUUAUGGGGAUAAAAAUGUAAUAUUAAAAGAGAAAAAAUUAUUGAUAAAAGAUAUAUUGAAUCAUUAGCUGCUUUAAUUAUUUAAAAAUUUUAUAGAAUGUUUAAAGCUAAAAAAAUUAAAUGGUUCUUAAGAGAUACUAAAUAUGCAAUUAUUAUAUAAAAAUAUACAAGAAGAAUGCUCGCAAAAUUAUAAAGAAUACGAUUAAAAAAGUAUUAUUCUGCUACUAAACUAUAAACUAUUAUAAGAACAUUUCUAGCCAAAAAAAGGAGAUAUCAUUUAAAAAGAGCCAAAAUGGCAACUAAAAUCUAAUGUAGAUUUAGAAGUAAUCAAGCAAAAAUGAUUAUGAAUUAAUUAAAAAAAGAAUUAGCCUUUUUAUAUUUAGAAUAAUUAAUCGUUAUUAAAAUCUCUAAGAAAAUAGCAAAUGGUUUGAAAUAUAAACUAUUUUAAUAUAAAAAAAUUCAAAGAUGGUGGAAAUUCUUAUAUAAAAAAAGAAUUUAAUAAAGUGCCAAAAUUAAUUCACUAUUUAAAUGGUAUUUAUAUCAACUAAUUAAAUUAGUUUUAUUUAAAAAAAAACAUAUAAAAAAUUACUUAAAAAUCAUAGAUCUGCAAUUAUCAUUUAAAAAAAUUAUAAAAAAUAUAAAGCUAUUAAAUUGAGAAAAAGAUUAGAAAAAGAAUAAUCAACUUUAUUUUUGCAAUCUUUAUUUAGAAUAAAAUUGGCAAAAAGAUAAAAAAAAUUAUUAAUUAUUUAAGAUGGAUUAAAUAAAUUUUUAAAAGCUUAUGGUAGACAUAAAUAAAGAUUAGCAAUGGUAAAUAUUAGGAAUAAGGGAUUGUCAAGAGUCAAAGCUAUAAUGAAAAUAUAAUCAUAUCGACUUGUGAUUAAAUCUAAAAGAUAUGUUCGUAGACUCAAACGAUUAAAAAAAUUCAUCAAAUUAUAGGCAUUUAUUAAAGGGUUUUUAUAAAGAAAGAGAUAUAGAAGAUUAAUUAAAAGAAAAAGAGCAAUCAAAUUAAUCAUUAAAUGCAUUAGAAGAUAUAUUUUUAAAAAAAAGAUAAAGAGAAGACUCUAAUUAAAAAAAGGUAGAGGCCUCACUUUAAAUUCUUAACAACAAAGUAAGACAAAUACAAUUUAAACUAUUUCUACUAGAAAUUAACAAUUAACAUAAUAAUUUUAAAAUAAAAAUGCAAAGAAAUAAACAAUUCAAAUUUAAAAAAAAAAAUGA
Paramecium sonneborni is the source of this 3138-nucleotide messenger RNA. The record is from the annotation of a GenBank genome assembly. NCBI's taxonomy places the organism in Eukaryota, Ciliophora, Oligohymenophorea, Peniculida, Parameciidae.